AAAAAAACACAUAAUCUACGGUAAAAGAUUAUAUCAUCUUUUCAGAGUUUGAACAACGUAAGAAGUCUUUCAGACAAAGAGAUAAAACCGUGUAUGAAUUUUAGGAAAAGUAUAUUCCAAUGAUGGUAUGAAUCUAUAUUUGUUUUCCAGCGUUUUUGAAUAAAAAUGGAGACUGAACUGCCAAUGUUGAAGAAAUUCCCAUCGAUUCGACCAAGACUCGAUUCGGGUCAUUCGGUUAUCUCAAGAGAAGAUGAUUCCGACAUUGAUCAAGAUCUUAGGUACACAAGCUUGAAAGAUUUGCUCCUGACUUCAUCCCCUCGGCUUCUGGGCUCAACUGAAGGAAGCACUUUUGAUUCUUCCACCAUUUCGAUCCGCAACGAGCUGGUUAAACACGCGGCUUCGGCUUACAUCCAGUCCGCGACGAUUUCCGGGUCCAGCCGGAAUCAAGAUUAUUGGCUCUCCGAGCUUUGUGAUCGCCUCAAUUCUCACUCGGCUUCUCGUUCUUGUUGGCAUGUUUAUGUUAGGAUCCCGCUGCGCGCUUGUUUUCGUCCGGUUUUUAGGUUUUUCGAUUAUGUUAUCAAUGGUCUUGGAAGAAGUGUUUGUUACUGAU
Messenger RNA from Oldenlandia corymbosa var. corymbosa, 610 nucleotides. The record is from the annotation of a GenBank genome assembly. NCBI's taxonomy places the organism in Eukaryota, Viridiplantae, Streptophyta, Magnoliopsida, Gentianales, Rubiaceae.